GGUUCAUCAUCAGUCAAGUGCGUCACCGUUUCGGAACCAGUGAUCCAACCGACAAAAAGUGCAAACUUUCAGUAUGAAGUCGUUCGUUGCCAUCAUUUCCCUAGCUCUGGUUGCCAGCUCCAUGGCCGUCACCGAGCAGGAGAAGGAAGCGGCCCGCCAGCUGGCCGGCAAGUGCAUGCAGCAAACCGGCGCCUCGGAGGACUCCGUCCAGCGGCUCCGCAACGGGGACACCUCGGAUGCCGACUCCAACACGCGGUGCUUCGUGCAGUGCUUCUUCCAGGGCGCCGGAUUCGUCGAUGCCGACGGUAACGUCCAGGAGGAACACGUGAUCGAGAAGAUGUCCGCCGAGUUUGACCGCGCCAAGGCCGAGGAGGUCGUGAGCCGCUGCCGGAACAACGCCGGACCGAACGCGUGCGAACGGUCGUUUGCCCUGCUGCAGUGCUACAUCGCCAACCGGGCCCAUCUGGUUUGAGGGGGGAGUUUUGAGUGACUCUUGGACACUUGGAUUUGAACACGGAUCUUUCGUUUGUUAAUUGCUAUCAUUGGCAGCUCUUCCUUUCAAUCAGUUCUUAAUAAAUUUACUUUCAUCCCUCA
Culex quinquefasciatus (southern house mosquito) is the source of this 594-nucleotide messenger RNA. Its product is annotated as general odorant-binding protein 56d. Gene Ontology annotation, biological process: sensory perception of smell. The record is from RefSeq and is a predicted model, not a curated record. Bases 74 to 472 code for a protein of 132 amino acids. Gene Ontology annotation, molecular function: odorant binding. The transcript has 2 exons. Lineage: Eukaryota; Metazoa; Arthropoda; Insecta; Diptera; Culicidae.